This is a messenger RNA of Gamsiella multidivaricata, 2553 nucleotides long. RefSeq lists its product as uncharacterized. Lineage: Eukaryota; Fungi; Mortierellomycota; Mortierellomycetes; Mortierellales; Mortierellaceae. The record is from RefSeq and is a predicted model, not a curated record. The transcript has 3 exons. The coding region runs from base 499 to 2202 and encodes 567 amino acids.
CUUCCUUUUACCCCGCAUCAACGAAACCCAAGAACGCCUUUCUUUUUUUUUAAAAAAAAGGAGUCUUGAACAGUGUUUCCUUUUCUCUCUUUUUCUCUCAUCAGAUCUCACACCCCACGAUCAGCAGAUCCCUUCCUACCCUUUCGGUUGUAGAGACUCGUCGAUCACAUACAUCGCGUGCCGCUACCCAUACACCUCCUCUGUCACACUACUCCCUUUCCCUUUCGAGAUCCCCCACACCACCCACCACCACCACCACCACCACUAACCCUACCCCGACCCCACGCUCCUCGAGUCGCCUCACCGAUCAUCAAUCCGUGUGAGCUGACUCAACCCCGGUUACGAACCACCUCUACCCUUCUAUUCAAAUUGGAUUCCUCAAGAUCAUACCUCCGCUACCGCUACCCAUUGCCCUUUACGCAAUCGAUAGCAAUACCCUGUAUACUAGCUACACUACCUUGAUCCAAUCCACCUCCACCACAAUUCAUUCCUUCAAUAAUGGGCGGAAUAACCCUAGCCGACAAUGCCCCUGAUGAUCCGGAGGGGAGUUUCAUGCUCCCCACCAGCAAUACCUGCGGCGGCGGUAAUGGUCUCUACAACACCAGUCUGUUGAAGGAUCUCAACCUGCUAAACUUUUCGGGCUCGCCUAGCUUGACACCCACGGGCGCUGCAAACAUACUCAAUCCUAAUCUCAAUGCCAAUGCCAAUGCCAAUGCCAGUGCCAACGGUGGUAGUGGUAACGCGGAUGUGGCAGCGCUGACGUUUUCAAUCUCGGACUUUUUGGUUCCUGCGUUGCAGACCAAGGUCUGGGAGGAUUGGCAGGCUGCAGAUGACUUUACCAGCGCAUUCGAGACGCAGAACGAUCUCCAUCAUACCACUGCUAAUGGCAUGCCCUUUCAUUUGGGCCUGGACAGUGUGCUCGGAAGCUCGCUCGUCUCGUGGGACAAUGACGACCUUCCCGAGGACCAGGCCUAUGACGAGUUUGUGUUUGAUCUUCCACCCUCGGCUUUUGAGCCUCCAACAGUCAAUGUCGCGGACCUGAUCGUGGGGCCGCAUUCUGUUGCGGGGUCGACCUCAGUUUCGCCGUUGGAGCUCCUGGCGUUCCCGAAUGAGGAGGAUGAGAGAUACCGGGAAUUGAUGCUCGCGAAUCUUUAUGGGUUCACGGAGCCAGCGACGGGAUCUGAGGGCGAGUCUAGCUCGUCGGAAUCGGAGGAGGACGAUGCUGAGGAUUCGGAUGACGAGGAUGAUGAAGACGAAGGUCACGAUGGAGAAAAGGAUGUUGCUGAAGAACCAGUCCUUGACAUUGCGGCUGUCACCGUUGCUGAUGCCGAGCAGGAGGUCCUUCCCUCCGACAUCGAGUCCGAGACCAUGAUCAUCAUGGGGAUCAACCCCAAGAAGGCUGCCACUGCUCCCGUUAUGACUGCGGUGAGCAAGCCUGAGGAUCCCAACAAGCGCCGAAUGGAAGAGUCCCUGGCGGCACGAAUCAGCAACGAUCUCGGCCCUGAGCACAUGGCGGGACUCUUCAAGAUCUUGAAGGGCGACCAAGUCGAUGAUGAGGACGAGGAGAUGGAGGUCGAUUUGUCUUGUCUGGACGAGACGAUGCUGGUCCAGGUCUACCAGUAUGUCGAGACAUGCUGCAUGCAGACCAUGGGAUCGAUCGUCGCAGCAGAGCAGCGUGCGGCGUUGGAUAGAGCGCACCGCCAAAAGCAACAGCAACAGCAACAGCAGCAGUAUCAGUACCGACAUCAAGGGUACGAAGAUCGAACGCCGGAAUUGUCUCCAAGUUACUCUUCCUCAAGCUCGCCUUCACCCCCUCACUCAUCCUCGCAUCCUGUGUCGCCCACCAAAGGAUCCCGUAACACCAACAAGAAGCGCAAUGGCGCGACGAUGGCAUCGAUGAUGGUGUACCAGGAUGCAAAUCAUGGGGCAGAUCAGGAUCCACACUGGAAUGCUGGACACCAUCAUCCUUACAAGGCGACAGCCGCAGCAGCACCUACGGCUACGACGAGACGGAAACGAUCCAACACUGCGGGAAGUCGCAAGAUGCAGAAGGAUGUCCAGCACAUGCACCAGCAGCUGCUGCAGCAGGAGCAGCAGCAGGCGUAUGAGGCAUGUGUCGCUGCCGAGACUAUGAUGUUGCAGACGGCGGAUGAUGAGAUGGAUGUUGGCGAGGAUGCCGAGAUCGAUGUUGUGGGCAUCUAAAAUACCAUUCUGCAACUCUCUUUCUUUCUUUUUUCCUUUUUUUAUGAUUUACUAUUGCAUCGCUGGCUUCGGUUUUUCCGUUGUACCGUUGUUCAGCCCUGUGUACUUUACUCGCAAGCAAAUGCUUCGCAUGUAACUCAACCCUCGAGCGCUGUAUUUCUAUGAUGACUAUUUCUUCUUUUUCUUUUGUUUCCAAGUUAUCAGUGUAUUUUUUUUUUUUCUUCUGUACUUUUUUCGUGGUUGUACUUUUUGUUCUUUUCUAUUUUAUUUUUCCAGGCUCCGGUGGAUGAAAAGAUCCGAUGGAGUUAUUACUAUUACUAUUUUUGCUAUUUUUUGAAAAGAGAAAAGAAA